AUCACUCCGCCCUCAGCCCUUUACAUUUCGGGAGGUUGGUGGUAGACUAGCCAUGGCGCCCUCCAGGCAAGAGUGGUGAUUCUUUCACAGUUCUCGUUCUUUAUUUCCAAGAUGGAGGAUAGAAGAACUAUUGCAUUCUCACUGGUGUGGUGUUUUAUGAUGUCCCAAGACCAGGUAUUUGCAGAGCUUCGCUUUGAUCCGGGAGAGCCUUUUGGUACACUUUUUGUCAAGGAAACCAUGCCAAUCAGCAUCACAUGUAGCCUUAUCACCAAUAAUUCAGAGGCCUCGUUGAUAAUCACCACAUAUGUUGGUUUGAAAGAUAAAGAUUUUAAGUCUGAAGUGACCAAGGAGACUUUGCCCAAGGACUUGUUUAGGAUUAACAUGACCAUCAGCAAGCCAUCAGCAUCUCAAGGCGACUCGGCGGACUAUUUAUGUUCUGAAGAGAAGUAUCAUAAUACUGUCGUUCAGAACUAUGAAGUGUAUGCAGUGUUUACCCAGGGAGCCAACGUCACGGAAGGUCACGAGACGUCCAUCAGGUGCGACCCCACGUUGAACCACGAUUUCACUUUGGCUUGGUAUAAAGACAACGUACCACUCCAAUCUAUUCCGGGUCUGCAAGACAGGCUGAUCUUGUCAAAAGACAACAAAACUGUCUCCUUCAAGGACGCCAGACCCUCGGAUGGUGGAGUGUACACUUGUAGAAUCAUGCUGCAACACAAUACAUCCAAGCAAGUGCUAGAAGAAAAAAUAUUUCUUCAUGCUAAACCUUUUAUACUGCCCGGAGCGCUGACCAAUGUCACAAGCACGUCUCUCAUCUUGACCUGCCCAGUUGGCGGUUACCCAAGUCCAGAGAUCUUCUGGCAAAGAGGAAAGGAUAUACUGACCGCAAAUGGUAAUGUUCAAAUGACCACAGUAGUAGGUACUCGUCACGCUCAGUUGGUCAUCACCAACUUAACCGACAAUGACUACGGCACUUACUCCUGCAUUGCUGACAACUGGUUGGGUAAAGCAGAACUGACCUAUCAGGUUCACAGUGAUGGACACAGAUCUAAGGCGGGACUUGGUUAUUUACUGUUGCUGUGUGGUUUCAAGAUGUUCCUUAUGGUUAAAACUUAAAGGCCCAUAACCAGUGUUCAAAACUUUUGAACUAACAUUUACUUCAAUGCAGAAGAAUAAACCUCAACAGUACCCAGACCAACCCUCAGCCUCAACAGUACCCAGACCAACCCUCAGUCUCACUAGGACUAGAACACUCAACAGUACAUAUAAAAAAUAAGAAUAAAAACUCACUAGUAGACAAAAGAAUAGUCCUCAAGAGUACAUAAAAAAUUAAUCUUUAUUAGUGAAUGAAGAAAUGACAUUCGAAGAAUAGCUAGCGCUCACUGACACAUUGAGGAACUAAUCCCCAUUAGAACACAGAAAAUAAACUCCUAAUAGUCAAUAGAAAAAAAGAUUUCUUCUUAUUACAUAGAAAAGAAAAUCCUGACUAGUAGCCAGUUGGCGUUCAUUCAUAAAGAGCGACUUAAGGUUGUGAUCGCUCUUGCUGUAACUUAAAACAAUAACAAAAUUGAAAUAAAAUUUCUCAAUAUUCUCCCAUUUUUUCCUGCUGCUAUUUAGUCAAACUAAUUUGUACUCUUAAGUUAAAAUUUCAAUGUUUUAAAUGUCUUUUUGAAGUAGUUCUAAAAUUUUCUUUGACAGACGAUUCGAUACUAAUGUAGACUUUCAGCGUUUUAUCAGUUCACUUCAUAGGAGCACGGAGUCUCUACUGCGAGACCAAAAGUUCACCAUCACUUUAAAGUAUCUAUUUCACUAAGAAUGAUAUUUGUAACACUCGAUAUAACUCGCUCACAAGUAAUGCAUUAUCUGGAGAUGUUAAUAAAUCUCUACUCAUUUAGCACUCUACAAAUACCGUUAUUGAUACGAAGGUUUCCAAACUUCAAACUAAACCUAAUUCAUAGCUUCUGUUCUUAACAGUGUAAAUGGCCCAAUAAGUUUUCGCUAUCCAACCCUUGCAUGUUGAGCAGAACUUUAUAUUCCUUCUAUCCAGCCAUACAAUCGAAAAAGAAAUCAUUCAAAUUUGAAUGAAUCAGUCUUGUUAUAAUUCAAAUUUAAUAUAAGCAUAUUCAUUAAUGACCAGUUAAUGAUUUAAAUAUAUAAUAUUUUAUACUCAUUAUGAGAAAAUUUUUUUUUACUGUUUCGUCAACUAUUCAUAUUUUUUAUACAACAAAAUCUUGUCGUAACUGCCCUCUCUGUCAAUACCCAAGUAUCUUAGUAAGAAGACACUGUUACAUCCAGUAAGUAUUGACCCCUUGUAUGAUAUGCCAGACGCUUUUUAUAGUUUUAAAAUGUCUUUGUCACUUAUGAAUAUUUUUUUUUCGGACCUGAUAUAAAGUAGUCUCUUUCAAUGUAUAUUUGUUUCUGCUUCCUGUUUGAAGUAACGUCUGUAAUCUAUAUGGUAAGACAAGAAAGCCGCCUUCGUGUUU
Molecule: messenger RNA, 2483 nt
Organism: Biomphalaria glabrata
Lineage: Eukaryota; Metazoa; Mollusca; Gastropoda; Planorbidae
Product: hemicentin-2-like
Exons: 7
Coding region: 112-1116 (334 amino acids)
Source: RefSeq, a predicted model, not a curated record